This is a messenger RNA of Racocetra persica, 1590 nucleotides long. NCBI's taxonomy places the organism in Eukaryota, Fungi, Glomeromycota, Glomeromycetes, Diversisporales, Gigasporaceae. The record is from the annotation of a GenBank genome assembly.
GACAAGUGAUGAAAGUAUUACCAGGACAAGUGAUGAAAGUAUUACCAGGACAAGUGAUGAAAGUAUUAUCAAGACAAGUGAUGAAAGUAUUACCAGGGCAAGUGAUGAAAGUAUUACCAAGACAAGUGAUGAAAAUAUAGCUAUACAACUAAAAGAAACUUCGGAAAAUCUUGUAAAUGCACAAAGUGAUGAAAUUGUUAUUAAUUCUCAAAACGAUGAAACUGGCAUGUCCGAUUCGGUUAUAUUUCAAGAAAGUAUUAUCGGAACAAGUGAUGAAAAUAUAGCUAUACAAUUAAAAGAAGAAAUUGUUAUUGAUUCUCAAAACGAUGAAACUGGCAUGUCCAAUAAUUCAGUUACAUUUCAAGAAAGUAUUACCGGAACAAAUGAUGAAAUUAUAGCUAUACAACUAAAUGAAACUUCAGGAAAUCUUAUAAAUGCACAAAGUGAUGAAAUUGUUAUUGAUUCUCAAAACGAUAAAUCCGGCAUGUCCAAUUCGGUUACAUUUCAAGAAAGUAUUAUCAAAACAAGUGAUGAAAGUAUUAUCAAAACAAGUGAUGAAAGUAUUAUCAAAACAAGCGAUGAAAGUAUUAUCAAAACAAGUGAUGAAAAUAUAGCUAUACAACUAAAGGAACCUUCAGGAAAUUUUAUAAAUGCACAAAGUAAUGAAAUUGUCAUUGACUCUCAAAUCGAUGAAAUUGAUAUUGAUUCUCAAUUUGAUGAAAUUGAUACCGAUUCUCAAAAUGAUGAAAUUGAUACUGAUUCUCAAAACGAUGAAAUUGGUGUAGAUUCUCAAAAUGAUGAUUCUGAUAUAGAUUCUCUAAACGAUGAAUCUGAUCUAGAUUCCCAAAACGAUGGUGAUGAUUCUUAUGUAAGUUUACAUACUGAUAAAAAUACUCAAAACGAUCAAUUUAAUCAGGAAUCAUCUUCAAAAACCUUUAUUCCAAAUUUGAACUUUAAACGUUUCUUCACCAAGAAAAAAAGAAAAGAUAAAUCAAGUUAUUUUGAAAAAAAUGACGAUGAUGAUAACAAUUUUGCGGGUACUUCUAAUAAUUUUAUAGACGAUACGUUAACUGAGCUACCUCGCAAUGCAAUUCCAACUAAACAAAAUAGUCAGAACUUUCAAACAAUUCCACCUGAUCUCAUUACUGAAAAUGCUGUGACUACUCGUUUUCACAUAAUGAUGCCGAAAAAAGGUUUAAAGAAAAAAUCUAUGGUUUUUGUUAUUGGUAAUAUUAGAGAAUUAGGUGAUGAAAGAUAUGGAAUUGUAAGCCUCAAAAAACACUUGAAAAAUCCUAUACAUUGGUAUUCUGAUCCAAUAAGUAUACCACUUAGGAGUCUUGAGGGCAGGUCUUUCUUCUAUCGUUAUUUUAUUUAUAAUGGCACUAAAGGUGGUUUAACAAAAAAAUUAUUUGGACAAUUAUCUACCAAAGCUUCAUCAAACGAAAAUACAAUUCCUGAUCUUCAAUAUGAUAAAAAAAAUUGGGAUCAUGAUUACAAAAGGCGUGAAUUCUCUUUCAGGGAAAAUCAUUUUGAUGUAUGGUGCAAUUCUGAUAAUAGUGAAUAUCAUUUAAGAUUCAAAGAUAUAGAAAA